CCGUAUCACACGGCCCAGAGCAGCACCGGGCUGGGCCUGUUCAAAAGCACCAUGGGGGAGCUGCAGCAGCAACUGCACAACGGCGAAUACGACAUAUUCAAGUAUGCGCCGAUAUUCGAGAGCGACUUUAUCCAGAUCACGAAGAGGGGACACGUGAUUGACGUGCACAACUGUGACUGCACGGUGACCGUGGGCAUCGCAUCCACCAGCCCCGUCCUCCCACUCCCAGACAUCAUGCUGCUGGCCCGACGGGCCACCGGCUGUGAACAGCACGCUGAGCACAGCCAGCCCACCAAGGGGAAGAGCCACAAGGUUGCCAAGACCUUAGAGCUCACCAGGCUCCUUCCCUUGAAGUUUGUGAGGAUCUCCACGCACAAUCGUGACAAACGACAGCUGCGCGUGAAGUUUGCCACUGGCCGCUCCUUCUACCUGCAGCUGUGUGCCCCUCUGGACGCGCAGGAAGACCUCUUCGCCUACUGGGAAGAGCUGAUUUACCUCCUGCGACCACCAUUGGACGGUCACAGCCGCACCUACGCUGUUCCAGCCGGGGACAUGAUCUGCAGGACUCUGUUC
This is a messenger RNA of Kogia breviceps (pygmy sperm whale), 573 nucleotides long. Its product is annotated as Golgi-associated RAB2 interactor protein 4-like. The record is from RefSeq and is a predicted model, not a curated record. Gene Ontology annotation, cellular component: nucleus. NCBI's taxonomy places the organism in Eukaryota, Metazoa, Chordata, Mammalia, Artiodactyla, Physeteridae.